CUCGGGGGCAAACAAGAGUAAGACAAAACGAGCUGCCGAACCACGCAAACCAUCUCUCAAGGAGCUGGUCUUACUGGGGAGUUAGUUAACCGUCCGUGGAAUGUAAUUUAUGGGAAAUAGGACACUGUUUUUGCUCCUCACAAGCUCUUUUCUUGCAAAUAUACUUGCAAACUUUUUACACAGUAAUUUACGCAAAAGGACACGUCAAUAAACUUAAGUUUCUUCUGUUAACAACACUAACGUUCGCUUUAGAAGAACUUUUUAUUGACGUGAAUGGAAAUGAAGGUGUCUCGUGCGCUCAUGCUCUGCCUGUCAAUCACUGUUCACCACGCGCUACGUCAGCAGCGUCAGCUACGCAUGCGCCCUUCGCCAAGCGACCACCUGCCAAUUCCGGACCUACACGAGGACCCCGACCCGGCGUUCGAACCGGGGGAAAGGGAUUUGGCGCCACGGUUGCUUCGGCGGAAACUCGGCAGCGGGUUUGACCCCCUCUACUCCUCCAUCGGUCCACCGGUGACGCGGGGUAACGGGACCGAAAUCACGCGAGAGGACGAGAUCAGUCUCUCCGGACCGGUGCCUCGUGAAUUUCUGGAGCUUGAUCUCGUGGAGCUCAAAGCGGGACCGAAGACGCUUAGCAGGGUUCGGCGGUGGUUGUGGGCGUACACCCGGUGCCCAGUGCUGUCGGUGUGGAAAGAUCUGGGCGUCCGUUUCUGGCCGCGAUACGUCAAAGAGGGACAUUGCUCGAACGAACGCUCGUGUUCGCUACCGGAGGGGAUGUUUUGCAGACCGGUGGAGUCGGUGAGCGUCGCGCUCCUCCGGUGGCACUGCCACAGCUCUCGCGCGCUCAAGCGUUGCGCGUGGAUACGCGCGCACUACCCGGUGAUUUCACAGUGCGGGUGCGCGUGCUAAAGUUUUGGAUGGCUUAUGGUAUUUAAAAAAAAAGAAAAGAAAAAGUAAAUCUCACGAAAUCCAAAAGAAAGAAAUUCUAUCAUACAUGAAGAAAAUUAAGCAUAUUUUAGUACCAAUAAGAUUUCUUGCGUGAUUUUAUUUUCAUCACUAUUGAGGUUUUGUAAUCCCUACUUUUCUCAGAGAUGAUUGUUAUUA
This is a messenger RNA of Myxocyprinus asiaticus (Chinese sucker), 1104 nucleotides long. It is a transcript of the gene nog5, whose product is annotated as noggin 5. Lineage: Eukaryota; Metazoa; Chordata; Actinopteri; Cypriniformes; Catostomidae. Gene Ontology annotation, biological process: osteoblast differentiation; negative regulation of BMP signaling pathway; negative regulation of cell differentiation. The transcript has a single exon. The coding region runs from base 274 to 909 and encodes 211 amino acids. The record is from RefSeq and is a predicted model, not a curated record.